UGGAUGGGACGACAGGGCAGCAAAGCAUGUUUACAUGUUUUUCUGCUUCUUUAACCGUUAUCUCACCGCUAAGAGCAGUGCACAUUAAAACAAUAAGUUGUCGUAUUGAUGUUGACGAUGGCAGCCGACUGCAGCCAAGAGGCGAUUUUGGACUUUCUGAAGGAGAAAGGGGGCAAAGUGAAAAACACGGAUUUAAUUGAGCAGUUCAAGACCGUGUUCCCGGAGGAGCCCGAGAAGAAGACGGCUGUCCGCAACAGGUUUAAAAACUACGUCGACAACGUCGCUUUUGUAAAAACCGAGUGCGGAGUUAAAUAUGUGUGCCUGAAGAAAAAGUUUCGCGGCUCGUUCAAGUGUAAGCCGAGUGUCGGAAACGAGACGAGUGGGACAGAAAGACAAGUUUUAAAUGAAAAGAGAGCCCCGGCGUCAGACUGCGGUCAGGUUAGCGGUGAUGACGCAGCCCAGCCUCGUGCAGCAGGCGGUGAGACACCUGGCUCGGGUUACGGAAAUGACAGCCAGGUGAAGGUUCCGCCUGUUGUCUCUCCUGAAACCAUUUUACUGGACGAAACAGACGACGAAAGUAGGCCGGAGUGUCAUGAGUUUGUCUGUGUAGUUGAGGAAGUGGACAGCAGCUCAGGUGAGAUGGGCAACAGAGGAAGCAUCCGAAGAGAGAGGAGGGAGUCCAAGAAGGAGCAGGUGGGGAAAGCGCCUGACAUACCAGAGAUUGCAGUGAUUGAAGCUUCGCCUCUCCCUGCAGAGGGAAGUCAGUUCACCUUGCCUGGGCCUGCACAAACUGGUGUGGCAGGUAAUGUAGACAUACUCAAUCCCAGAGACAGGCAGGCCGAGGCUGGGCCUGUUUCACGUGAAGGCCUGAAGGAAGCAGAGCAGAUUCAUGUGGUGACCCGGCGCCAGAGCUCAAAAGGAUCCCAGCACGGGACCAGACACCUGCAGCCAGAGGAAGGGGACGAUGAAGGACUGCUGGACACGCAUAGUUUGUCUGGGAGCGAAGGAAGCAGCUCCCCGAGAGGCAGCCGCAAACACUUCAUCGAGGUCAUGAUGAACAGUUCCCCCCAGGUGAGGCGCAGCAUGGUGUUGCGCAACUCCGUUUGCCUGUCGUUCAGGAGUGACAGUGACUCAGUUUCAUUGGUCUCCUCCAACCCAGAUGACGACAGGGCCUCCGUCACUCUGGACCCGCUGGAACAUGAGUGGAUGAUGUGUGCUUCGGACGGGGAGUGGGCCAGCCUGUACCGCCUCCUCACCACGGAGCCCAGUCUCAUCCUGAGGAAGGACUUCGUCAGCGGUUUCACCUGCCUGCACUGGGCAGCCAAGCAUGGCAAGCCUGAGCUGCUCGCACUGAUCAUCAACUUCGCCAAACAGCACAAUGUUGCCAUCAGCGUCGAUGUUCGGUCCAACACCGGCUACACGCCGCUGCACAUAGCGGCCAUGCACAACCACAUGGAGGUGGUGAAGCUCCUGGUGGGUGCCUACAAUGCGGAUGUUGAGAUCAGAGACUACAGCGGGAGGAAGGCCUGCCAGUACCUCACCGACAAUGUGAGCGUGGACAUGCGGGACAUCAUAGGGGCGUACGAGCAUUCGGGCUCAGACAGCACAGACCACAAGGACAGAGGUCGCUGGAGGUUCUCCAAAGUACUCCAGUCUAACCUGAAGCCCCUCAGGCUUCUCAGUCCCAGUGACUGUGACUCUGUGGACAGAGAUUAUCUACCCAGAGAGAAACCCGUCAGGAGGAAGUCUUCAUUCAGCAGGAUGAAGCCCAAACUAGAGAGGCUCCGCAUGAGGACAUCGCAGAUCGUCCAUGGCACGACGUUCCAUGACACAGAGGAGCUGGAGAGGUCUGUGAGAGGGUCCUUCAAGUCCAGACCCAAGACACAUUUCUUCGGGUGAGAUCAGUACUUCCACAGGACAGGACAUGGUGUUUAAGGAUGUCGACUGUUAAAACACAGAAAUGUGACGGAAAAGUUUUACAUUGCAGCGAAACAGAAACACUCGGCCAGAAGAACAAAUGACAGCAAGAUGACACUUGGGUUCAAUAUUUGUGGACUUUAUUUUAUUUUUUUUGACAUUUUUUCAGAUGAAUCUAAUAUAUUCGUUGAUAUUCAAUAUUGCAAAAUUUUCUAACUUGUAUGGCAAACAAUCAGCAAACCUUUAUUCUUAAUCCGAUGGAGGAUCUCUGAAUCUCUGUGUAGACACAAUUUUGAUGUCUGUGGAGCAGCUCGUCCAAUAAACCUCUAAUUUAAAAUUUCAUGUGAAUUUUAUAUUCAUAUGAAUUUGUGGGAUCAGAUAAUCAUAUUCAUCCAAUCAGAUGUAGCCGUUGUCCCUUCUCCUGGAGUGGUUAAAGGGUGAAAAAUGACUUUUACUCAGCAAACAUUUGUUAUCACAGAGCGCAUUGUGUACUUGGAUCCAAGGAUGUAAUAUUUGUUUUAUCGAUUUGUACUGCAAAAUGGUAGCGAUACCCAGAACCCUCAGGAGCAUCAGUGAUGUCUAUAUCAGGUGUGAAAUCUCUGCUCAUGCAACUCAAAUUAGUAACACUUUUAAGUGCAAAGGGCAUGAAAUCGAAUCUUUUUAUUCAAAGCAUAACAACAUACCUUGAUAAUUUGCAGGAUAAGGCUGCAGGGGGAUAAGAUAUAUGAGACUUCUGAUUUGGCUCUGCAUGCAGGAUCACCAGCACAUCACACAAAAAUUCAUGAAAUGCAAUUUAGCACCAAUUUAGUCAAAUUUUCCUCUUUGUGUUUAGUUAAUGCUAUGAAUAUUUUUUCACCACAGGAACAACAGAAUAAGGUCUUUCUGGUGAUGUACUGUAUAUGACUAAUAUUUCACUUCAUGAUCUGCAAGAAAUACACAUGGAGUUAUAUUAUGUAUCAGUUUAAAAAGAUAGCCUAGAUGAAAUGUUACACACUGCAGACGCUGACAUUCUUUGUGAUGUGACUGCAGGUCAGCCUGCUUCCCUUUAUCCAUACGCAGCUGACACUAAAGCCUCCUGACCUUUUGGCCUCUAAUCUAGGCUGCUGCAGGCAGAUAUCUGUGUCACAAGGUUGUACUGUGAAGCCAGGCCAUAGGCUUUAAAAGAGAAGUUCUGGUCUUGUGUAAUUUUACUUUUCAUACUUUCCAGGACCAGAAUGUUAGCGUGACUCACGCCACCAACAUUUCAGGGUGAAAAAGCCAUCUGGAGAGGGCUAAAGCCAAGAAACUGGAUGUUUUUGGUGAAUUCUCUGCACAGAACUGAAGUUUACAAAUGGUUUACUUAACAGAGGCGUUGCAGAAUGUACAAUGUUUUACAAGUUGUGUUAUAUAUGUAUUUCCAGACUGGAAAAUAACAUAACCGAACCAGCGUAAAAUGAGUUUUUGAGUACGGUUGCCUCAUGUUUCCGUUUGAGGAAUCCAAGACUGUGUCUCUGUUAUUAUGGAAGCCAGUCCAUCUGCUGCGUGACCACAGGUUUAAACCUCUUGACCUUUUCAGUGUUCUUGUCUGACAGAGUCUGCUGGCUGCACCUCAUUCUAUUUCAGCUGCAAAUGAACAAAUGCAGUUUGAUGUUACUUUCCGGUAGUCUGCUUCACAUUCUCUGUUGUCGUCAUUUCUAUGCAUGUCUUAUUAAUUUAGCAUACUUUUUUUAAACUAAGAUUUUCUUUAACUUAAUGGCACCUUCAGUCUUUUUUAUUAUAUCUUUGCACAUUUGAUCAAAAUCAGCUCUUAGAUUUUUUUUUAUUCGCACAUUAUAAUUUGUUCAAUGACAUACGCCUUUACUGUUAAACAGCUCAAAGAAUAGAAAAUAUUUUCUUGGGUUAUGGAGGUCAUUUUAAUGAUGUGUGUGAUGUUUUUAUUCUGAUUAAAUAAAUAAUACU
Chelmon rostratus (copperband butterflyfish) is the source of this 3855-nucleotide messenger RNA. Its product is annotated as ankyrin repeat domain-containing protein SOWAHC-like. The transcript has a single exon. Gene Ontology annotation, molecular function: protein binding. The record is from RefSeq and is a predicted model, not a curated record. The coding region runs from base 109 to 1899 and encodes 596 amino acids. NCBI's taxonomy places the organism in Eukaryota, Metazoa, Chordata, Actinopteri, Chaetodontiformes, Chaetodontidae.